CAAAAUUGAAUUUUCUUUCCUUUGAUUGUUCCUCUGUUCUUUGUUUGUCAUAAACUUCAUUUACUUUUCUUUUUGAUCAUUUUGCUAUCAAUAAUCUUGGUUAAAGUAUCCAUGAUGAUGGCCUUUUUAUGUGGAGGCGGCUUUCACAAGAGAGAAAAGAAGAAGAGGCAGAGUGUGCAAUUUGGGGGUAAAAAGCCAGUAGAAAGGCUAGAGAGCAGCAUAAGUAGUAAAGCUUUAUUGAUGGUAAAAAUGAUAUCUUGGAGGAAAAAAGUGGAACAUGAUGAUGAUGACGAUGAUGAUUAUCAAGUAAACUGGGAAGACGAAAACGCCUUGUGGAAGAGGACUAUUAUUAAAGGAGAAAAGUGUCGCCCUUUGGAAUUUUCAGGCAAAAUUUCAUAUGAUGCUAAUGGCAAUCUUGUGCUCGAUUGAUCAAUUUUUCAGUACUUCUGCCUUCUUUUUACCUGUUUCUUUUCUCUCUCUCUAUAUGUUUGUUUCUCCACUCAUCGCUCGAAUUGGAUCCAGUUCAAUCCGAAGCUUGUCGAAUUUCAGAACCAAGUGCUUGAAGCAAUUGCACAUGGCCCAACCACCGAUCCUGGCGUUAGCAAUUCCAUCGGAUACCGGUCGUGUCCUCAGCAUUCAGUCGCAUACUGUUCAGGGAUAUGUGGGCAACAAGUCAGCAGUAUUCCCCCUCCAACUGUUGGGCUAUGAUGUGGACCCAAUCAAUUCUGUACAGUUCUCAAAUCACACAGGAUACCCAACUUUUAAGGGCCAGGUUUUAAAUGGAGAACAAUUGUGGGAAUUAAUAGAAGGUCUUGAAGCCAAUGGUCUAUUAUAUUAUACUCAUCUGCUGACAGGUUAUAUUGGUUCAGUCUCCUUCUUGAACACAGUACUGAAAGUCGUUGAUAAGCUUCGGUCUAUCAACCCGAAACUUAAAUUUGUUUGUGAUCCUGUGAUGGGUGAUGAAGGUAAACUAUAUGUUCCUCCAGAGCUGGUGAUGGUAUACCGUGAGAAGGUUGUCCCUGUUGCUUCAGUGCUGACGCCUAACCAGUUUGAAGCAGAGCAGUUGACCGGGUCCAGUAUCACUUCUGAAAAAGAUGGGCAAGAAGCUUGCAACAUUCUGCAUGCUGCUGGGCCAUCAAAGGUUGUUAUUACUAGCAUAAACAUUGAUGGCACUCUUCUCCUUAUUGGCAGUCACCAGAAAGAAAAGGGUCAAUCUCCUGAGCAAUUCAAGAUUGUGAUACCAAAAAUUCCUGCAUAUUUCACGGGAACGGGGGAUUUAACGACUGCUUUGUUGCUUGGAUGGAGCAAUAAAUAUCCCAAUGACCUCGACAAAGCGGCAGAGCUUGCUGUCUCAAGUGUACAGGCACUUUUAUUGAGAACACUAGCAGAUUAUCAAAAGGCUGGCUAUGACUGCCAAUCAAGCAGUUUGGAAAUUCGGUUGAUCCAGAGCCUGGAUGACAUCCGCAACCCAGAAGUUAAAUAUAGAGCUAAAAGAUACAACUAAGAUUCUGUUGUGGUCUGGUCUAUUUAUUCCUUUAGGAUAGUCUCAGUAGAAUGAAACAGUUUCAUUUGUACACAAUAUAAAUAGAGUGGACCAUUUAGCUCUUGUUGCUGAGACGUUCAUAUCCCCCAUUAACUUAUAAUUAGAUGGCAACAGAUAGUACUGAGAAGAGCAUUCUGGGAAAAGAGGGUAUGGCAAUCGUUAUAUUCAUUUUGCUAUU
Messenger RNA from Solanum stenotomum, 1721 nucleotides. Its product is annotated as pyridoxal kinase. The coding region runs from base 398 to 1504 and encodes 368 amino acids. The transcript is spliced from 14 exons. Gene Ontology annotation, molecular function: pyridoxal kinase activity. Gene Ontology annotation, cellular component: cytosol. The record is from RefSeq and is a predicted model, not a curated record. Gene Ontology annotation, biological process: pyridoxal 5'-phosphate salvage. NCBI's taxonomy places the organism in Eukaryota, Viridiplantae, Streptophyta, Magnoliopsida, Solanales, Solanaceae.